Molecule: messenger RNA, 877 nt
Organism: Gaeumannomyces tritici R3-111a-1
Lineage: Eukaryota; Fungi; Ascomycota; Sordariomycetes; Magnaporthales; Magnaporthaceae
Exons: 1
Coding region: 87-836 (249 amino acids)
Source: RefSeq, a predicted model, not a curated record
GUCCAACAUCGUUCAUCAUCUCGCCAGCCAGCCUCGAGACACGGACCCAAGAGCAAGAUUCGAACCCAACCCCCAUCAACGCCACAAUGCGCUCGUCCAUCUUCCGCACCGUCGCCGCCGCGGCCCUAUGCCUGGUGUUCCAGGUCGCGGCCGGCGCUCUCUCGCUAGAGGACCCCGACAUGGGCAGGGGGUGCGGCUUCAAGAUCGCGCCCUGUGAGGCGGGGAGCACCUGCUCGGCCCUGGACCCGGCCUGCCCGGCGACGCGGCACGAGAACUGCCAGGGCGUGUGCCGCCCCGUCAAGACGCUGCCGCCACCGGGCACCAACACCCUCGGCCCCAUCGAUCGCCACACCCGCACGACCCGCACGGCCAAGAAGCCCACCACUCCUGCCAUGACCACGACGAAGAAGCCCACGUCCCCCGCCACCCCGACAAGGAAGCCAACCUCGCGCACCACCAAGAAGCCCACCAUCACCACCACCACCGCCACCACCACCAAGAAGCCCGCCACUACAAAGAAGCCGACCUCUCGCACCCGCACAACCCGCCGCCCGCCGCCGCGGCCGACGGUCACGCCGCCCAAGUACGAGGACUGCGGCGGCAAGCGCGUGGUGCCCAAGGACUGCCCCGCGGGCCACGUGUGCGUCGACGACCCGCGCCGGGGCGGCGGCUGCGGCAUGGCCUGCGACGCCCCCGGCAUCUGCGUGCGGCCCACGACGCCGUGCUCCGGGCUCGCGGGCGUCAUUUGUCCCGCCGGCAAGAUGUGCGUCGACGACCCGCGCGACGACUGCUGGACGUCCAACGGCGGCAGGGACUGCAGUGGCAUCUGCGUGUGAGGAGGGGGGGGAGGGGGCUAGCGUGUUAAUUCUCUGGAGAC